Symbiodinium sp. CCMP2592 is the source of this 1686-nucleotide messenger RNA. The record is from the annotation of a GenBank genome assembly. Lineage: Eukaryota; Dinophyceae; Suessiales; Symbiodiniaceae.
AUGGCCGGCAAAAGCUCAGGCAUCCUUGGCCAGGCACAUUCGGAGGAGGCCGCGACUCACCAGCUACAAAGAUGGCUUUCGCAGGAGGAUGCAGAACGUGAUGCAGCGAGAACAGUCCUCCAACGCCUGCACGCAACGGUGGAGGUUCACCGCCAGCGCCUUGUGUUGCUGCUUGCUCGACCUCCGGGCGGAGGAGAAGUGGCAAUCAGCCGCGCCAAAGAGGUGGUUCGAGAUCUGGAAGCCGAGGCAUCCACGAUUGACUUAGCAGACAUCUCGCAGGGGGGAGCUCUUUUGCCUGCUUCCAUGCGCAGCAACCAUGCGGUGCUUUCGCAGUCUCUGAAGGAGACGCAGCGGCAGUGCGACAGUCUCAACCGUGAGAUGGUCCAGCAGGCAGAGUCCAAUGAGAAGCUCGUUGAGUCCAUGGGUGGGGUCAAGGCAGCGAACAAGCGCUUGUUGGAGCAGAUCCGUGGGCAAUCUGCAGAAAUUGCACACAUGAUGCAGCAACGAGUUGCAGAUGAGGAGCGCCUCGAGGCAGCUGCCAGGAGGCAUGAGGCCCAGCGUGAGACGGCCCGUCAAAAUCUGCAGCAACAGGUCGUGUCAAUCCGGGACAGCAGCACUGAGCGUCAAUGGCAGGUGCAACAGCGCCUGAGCGAGAAGCUGCAGAAGCUGGAGUACGGCUCCGUGAAGCUGCGAAGCGGCCUGGGCCAGCUUGGCAAAGAUCUGCAGGAGAGGCAGCAGACUGUCGCAGAGCUUUUUCGCGAAGUCAGCGGAUGGUGGCAAGUGUGGCAGAAGGAUGUGCCGACGCAGUUGCUACGACCUGUCCAGAAGAAUCGUGAAGAACAGCUGGCAUUGGAGAAGCGAAUAGGGGAGCUUCGCAGCAUGCUCAAAAAUGAGCGUGAGCAGAGACAUCAGGACAACAUGGAUUGGGGCCGAAAGUAUGGGGAAAUGCAGACGGACAAGGAGGACUUACAAGCCCGAUUGAGCAGGGAGUGCUCGCAGCUUGAGUCGCGGCUUCAGGCCCACGAGAAGCGCCAGCUGGAGGAGAGGCAGGCUUGGAUUGAGGAGCGAGCGAGAUUGGAGUCUGACUGCAGCGAGCAGGAGAAGCAGCUGGAUGCAAAGCAGGUGAGUCUGGAUCAGCUGCAUCGGCAAAUCGCCGUCUCGGAAACAGCCCUCACUUCGAAGGUCAGCGAGACCCAAAGUUUGGAUCAGGUGGCCGCCGAACUUCAGCGACAGAUGCGCGAGUCGGACGAUGCCCUUGCUGCAGCAGUGCGCAGCAAUGAAGACCUGCGAGGGCAGCUGGAUGAGCAACGCUUGCGUUUCCAGGACAAGAACAACCUUGAGCUGACUGACUGCUCUAGCCCCGGGCAUGAAGCGCAGUAUUCGCAGGCGCUGAAAGCUGCCAGCCCGAAGAGAGUUCUCAAUUUCCGACGGCUUCCGAGCAAAGGCCGGGGCUCCUGCGAGCGUCGCCUCACCGAAAACCGGCGGGCCGACGAGGCACCGCCUGCAGCCUGCGGCGCCGGGCUGCUUCGAUUCCUCGUGUCUUCACGGUGCUCUUGGUUUCAGGUAGAGUCCGCCUUGGCACUGCAGCAGAUCGAGGCCUGCAGCAGGAACAGCUUUGCAGCCGAAAUGUCCGCAAUACUCUUAAUCCUCCCCGGAAGCUACACCGCCACACGUACCAAGUGCUGA